AUGGAUAAUGAUAGAGAAUCAUUCAUCGCAUUCACAGAGAGAGAUGAUUUCGACAAAGAUCAAAAAUUAAAUAGUGAUUUUUAUCCAGAUCCUAAAUAUGGAUAUUCAUUACUUGAAAUAUGUUGUUAUCAUGGAUCUGUUGAUUGUUUCAAGUUAUUGAUCACUAAAUUCAAAUCAGAAAUCACGAAAACAUGUCUUCAAUUUUCAUUUUUAAGCGGAAAUGCAGACAUCAUGAGUGAAUGCCUGAAAGCAGUUCAACCAGACAAAGAAUGCAUGGAAUAUGCAAUUAUAUCACACAACAUUGAUUUCGUUACAUUCUUGAGAAACGAACAUCGAAUUAUAAUUGAUAUGGAUUCCUGCUAUAUGUAUCAUAAUCUUCAAGCAUUGUUGGUAUUAUUAGAUCAAAUUGAUGAUGUUAAUGUUUGUUUCAUUCUAUCUGUAUCAUUUAACAUUCCAUCUUUUAGCCAAUAUUUUCUUUCUCAUGGAGCAGAUAUCAAAUACAAGGAUAAUGGUGGGAAAACAGCUCUUCAUUUAGCUGUCAGGUCAAAUUAUAAAGAAAUGACUGAAUAUCUUAUUUCUAGUGGCUUGGAUGUAAAUUUAAAGGAUAACAAAGGAUUAACACCCAUUUUUUAUGCUUCAUCGAGUAACGCUAAAGAAGCUGCAAAAGUUCUUAUUUCUCAUGGUGCAAAUAUCAAAGCAAAAGAUUCGAAAGGAAGUUUUCCUCUUCAUAUUGCUGCAGGUUUCAAUUGCACAGAAACUGCAGAUCUUUUGAUUUCAUAUGGCAUGGAUGUGAAUGCAAAAAACAAAAAAGGAAGAACUCCUCUUCAUUUUUCAAUUUUACAAGAAUGCAAAGAAACAGCUGAACUCCUUAUUGCAGAUGGUGCUUAUAUAGAAGCCCAAGAUGAUGCUGGAUUUUCGCCACUAUUACUUGCAAUAGGAAAAAAUAAAAAAGAUUUUGUUGAAUUUCUUAUUUCCCAUGGAGCCAAUGUCAAUAUAAGAAAUACAUUGAGCGGGGUAACUUCUCUUCAUUGCGCAGCAUAUUUUAAUAGGAAAGAAAUUGCUGAAUAUUUAUUAUCACAUGGUGCGAAUAUCAAAUCACUUGAUAAUUCUGGAAUGAAUGUACUUCAUCAUGCUGCAAUGAAAAAUUGUACCGAAACGGCAGAAUUUUUUAUUUCAAGAGGCGCAGAAUUAAAUGCUAGAAAUGAAGAUGGAAAAACUGCUCUUCAUAUUGCCGCAGAGAAUAAUAGCAAAGAAAUAGCAGAACUUUUUAUUUCGCAUGGAAUAUAUACGAUUACGCGAGACAAAGAUGGGAAAAUUGCCUUGCAUAGUGCAGCAGAAAAUAAAAGUAAAGAAUUAAUUGAACUUCUUAUUUUACAUGGAGUAGAUGUCAAUUCGAAUGAUAAAAACGGAUUUACAGCUCUUCAUUACGCUGCAAUGAAAAAUGCAUUUGAAAUUGCGGAACUUCUAAUGUCUAAUGGAGCAGAUGUCAAUUCGAAAGAUAUUGAAGGAGAAACUGCACUUCAUAUUGUUGCAAUGCAAAAUAGCGCUGAAACUAUAGAGCUUCUUAUUUCCCAUGGAGCAAAUACAAAUGAAAAAGAUAAUAAAGGUGAAACGGCGCUAUAUUAUGCUACAAAGAAACAUAAUAAAGAAGCAGCUGAAAUUCUUAUUUUGCAUGGUGCAGAAGCAACUAAUGCAGAAAAAUGUGCAUUGUAA
Trichomonas vaginalis G3 is the source of this 1713-nucleotide messenger RNA. RefSeq names its product ankyrin repeat and SOCS box-containing protein 4 family. NCBI's taxonomy places the organism in Eukaryota, Parabasalia, Trichomonadida, Trichomonadidae. Gene Ontology annotation, molecular function: protein binding. The transcript has a single exon. The record is from RefSeq and is a predicted model, not a curated record. The coding region runs from base 1 to 1713 and encodes 570 amino acids.